Molecule: messenger RNA, 2385 nt
Organism: Lactuca sativa (garden lettuce)
Lineage: Eukaryota; Viridiplantae; Streptophyta; Magnoliopsida; Asterales; Asteraceae
Product: WD repeat-containing protein 26 homolog
Molecular function (GO): protein binding
Source: RefSeq, a predicted model, not a curated record
CUAAGCCCACGUGUAUUCCCCCCUUAUUAAUCCUUUUGCUUUUUCUAUGAUUUUUCUUCUCUCAGAAGUACCAAUCCAAUUGGUUUUCAUCACUAAACCCACCACCCAACGCCGCCGACCGCCGUCCAACAUUCAUCGCUACGUCGAACCAUUUUACCCGAUUCUCUGGUUCGAAACUCUUUCUUUCAUCUGAGUAUCUCUCAAUUUCACACGCCAUCGUCAUCACCUGUAAAACAAAUUUCCACGUUACUUCACGUAACUUCUUUCAUUCAUUUCUUUUAUAUCUACUUCUAAAAUUCUCCUUAAGACUUUGGUAUGUUAUUCAUCUCAUAACACACAAUCCAUUACAUUGUUUCUUAAAUCCAGGACCAAUUCUUGAUUCUGAAUUCAAAUUAGUUAUAAUCUGAAUUGGGUUUAUUGAUUUUGUUCUAUUUAUCCAUCUGAUUUCCUUCUUGUAUAUGACCUGAGUGUGCAUUUCAUGGGAGGCGUUGAGGCUAAUCAACCACAAUCAAAACGCAUAAAAGUGAAACGAUCGUCGUCGUCGUCGCCUAGUGAUAUUAUUGAAUCUUCCGAUCUUGACUCUCCAAUGGCUGAAUCCCUAGCCGAUGAUACAAUCGGCUACAAGGGAGUUAGGAAAGUCGAAUUCGUUAGAUUGGUUGCCGAGUCAUUACAUUCUCUUGGGUAUAAAAAAACUGGUGAAUAUCUCGAGAAAGAAUCAGGCAUUACUCUUUCUUCAUCUGAAGUUACUGAAUUCACCCAACAGAUUCUCGAUGGUAAUUGGGAUGAAAGCUUAAAUUCAUUGAGAAAAAUAUCCGGCCUGGACGAAUCUGUUGUCAAAUCAUCGUCGUUUGUUAUCUUAGAGCAGAAGUUUCUUCAACUUUUGAAUGAGCACAAGGUAGAAAACGCUCUAAGAGCAUUAAGAAAUGAAAUAUGGCCUCUUUCAAUAAACGUGAAUCGUAUUUGUGAGCUUUCUUCCUUCUUGUUGUUUUCUAAUCAAAGAACGAUCAAACCGAAGCCCAGAUCAGAGGUUCUCCAUGAUUUACAGAAGUUAUUUCCCCCAAAUGUUAUGAUCCCAGAACUCCGACUGCUACAUUUAGUAGAACAAGCCGUAGACCUGCAACGUGACUCUUGUUCGUUUCACAAUUCUUUAAACGGGGAUACAUCAUUAUUCAUCGAUCAUAACUGUGGAAAAGGUCAGAUUCCCUUACACACAUCACAGAUUCUAUGCCAUCAUCGCGAUGAAGUCUGGUUCUUGGAGUUUUCUCACAACGGUAAAUUCUUGGCUUCAUCUUCCAAAGAUAGAUCCGCAGUCAUAUGGGAUGUUGAUCUUGAUGGCAAACUCAAAAUUAAAUACGAAUUAUUGGGCCACAAGCAAUCAGUCUCGUGUGUUUCAUGGAGUCCCUGUGACAAUCAGCUCCUCACAUGUGGCGUCGAGGAGGUGGUGAUGCGGUGGGACGUGUUUUCCGGCAAAGUACUAUAUGUUUAUGACAAAAAUGACCUCGGGAUGAUCUCAUGUGGGUGGUCUCCGGAUGGUCAAAGGGUAUUCACGGGAAUUAACGAUAAAAGUAUCACAAUGUGGGAUUUAAACGGGAAUGAGUUGGAAUCUUGGAAGGGGCAAAAAACCCUUAGGAUUUCUGAUUUACAAAUAACGGGCGAUGGGAAGUUUAUAAUUUCAAUUUGUCGGGAAACUAUGAUACUUAUAUUCAAUAGAGAAUCAGGAGACGAACGAUUAAUAAAAGAAGAUCAUAACAUAGUUUCCUUCUCUUUAUCAAAGGACAACAAGUUCUUACUGGUGAGUCUGGUGAAUCAAGAAAUACAUCUAUGGAGUAUUGAUGGAAGUAUAAGGAUUUUGGGCAAGUAUAAAGGUCAUAAAUGUUCAAGAUUUGUGGUUAGGGCUUGUUUUGGUGGACUUGGGGAAGGAUUUGUGGCUAGUGGGAGUGAAGAUUCUCGGGUGUUUAUAUGGCAUAGAGAUACUGGUGAUGUCAUAGAGAGGCUUGAAGGUCAUUCUGGAGCUGUGAACUGUACUAGUUGGAACCCGGUGAACCCACAUAUGUUGGCAUCGGCUAGUGACGAUCGAACCGUACGUGUAUGGGGUCUGAACCAUGUAGAUGUGAACAUGUUAAAUGCACAUGCAUUGAUAGAAGUCGACGAAUCGUAUGUCUCGGAUUGAAAUAUGAAAUUUGAAAUUUAAUAUAUGAUCAAACAGAUUGGGGUUUUUAGUUGAGCGCAAAAAAGAUUGAAUGAUAUCAUGUGUGUAUACACCUGAGAAAUGGUGUUGAUGUACAGUUUAUUUUCUUGGUGUUUAGUGUUUGAUCUGUUUAUGCUAGUACUACUCUGCAUAUGUUCUGUUUGCUAUUCGAGUUUUUUGUGCCCUUGUGUUUUUUA